This is a messenger RNA of Fraxinus pennsylvanica, 3717 nucleotides long. Lineage: Eukaryota; Viridiplantae; Streptophyta; Magnoliopsida; Lamiales; Oleaceae. The record is from the annotation of a GenBank genome assembly.
AUGGCGAUGCCGGGGAUACAAAACGGCGGCGUAACGGUGAUGACGGCGGGACCUGGGCCCGGGUUGCCAGCGGUGGUGGAUCAGAAUGGGCAUUCGGCGACUGGGCUGAGGAGUUCGUCUCCGAUUCGGAUUUUCUUGUAUUUUCACAAGGCGAUUCGAGCCGAGCUCGAUGGACUUCACCGUGCCGCCAUGGCCCUCGCCACCAAUAGAAGCUGUGGGGACAUAAAGCAGUUGAUGGAGAAGUGCCAUUUCUUGCGGUCGAUUUACAAGCACCACUGUAAUGCGGAAGAUGAGGUUAUCUUUCCUGCACUUGAUAUCCGUGUAAAGAAUGUGGCACGAACUUACUCCCUUGAGCACGAGGGAGAAAGUGUGCUUUUUGAUCAGCUAUUCACAUGGUUAGACUCUGAUACGCAAAAUGAAGGGCGUUACAGGAGAGAGCUGGCCUCCUGUACGGGAGCCCUUCAAACAUCAAUCAGUCAGCACAUGGCCAAGGAAGAGGAGCAGGUUUUCCCGUUGCUUAUCGAAAAGUUCUCAUUUGAGGAGCAGGCAUCAUUGGUAUGGCAAUUUUUGUGCAGCAUUCCUGUAAAUAUGAUGGCAGAAUUCCUUCCGUGGCUUUCACUGUCAAUUUCACCUGAUGAGCAGCAGGAUAUGCGUAAAUGCUUACACAAAAUUAUCCCCAAAGAAAAGCUGCUUCAACAGAUAAUAUUUACCUGGAUGGAUGGGGUAAAGAUAAACAGCAAACGUAAACGUUGUGAAGAUGAUUCCAGAAAUGACAGUGCUCCUGUUUCUUUGGCUAGGGGCUUCAUUCUUCCAACUAAGAAUGGGAACUGUGCAUGUGAAUCUUCGAGGACUGCUGAAAGUGAUAGGCUGCUGUCAGAUUGUAAUAUUAUGAUGUCUGCCCUAGACCAUCCAGUAGAUGAUAUAUUGCAUUGGCAUAAGGCUAUUGAAAAGGAACUGAGUGACAUUGCUGAAGCAGCUAGAAAUAUAAAGUUAACAGGAGAUUUUUCUGAUCUAUCUGCCUUUAAUAGGAGGCUUCAAUUCAUUGCCGAAGUCUGCAUUUUCCACAGCAUUGCUGAGGACAAAGUUAUAUUCCCAGCCGUUGAUGGAGAAAUGUCUUUCGUCCAAGAGCAUGCGGAAGAAGAGAGUGAAUUUGACAAGUUCAGAUGCUUCAUAGAAAGUAUUGAAAGUGCUGGAGGCAAUUCAUCUGCUGAAUUUUAUUCUAGAUUAUGCUCACAAGCUGAUCAUAUAAUGGAGACCAUAAAAAUGCAUUUUCGCAAUGAGGAAAUCCAGGUUCUUCCCCUUGCACGGAAGCAUUUCAGCCCUGAACGGCAGCGAGAACUUCUGUAUCAGAGCUUGUGUGUGAUGCCACUGAGAUUGAUUGAAAGUGUCUUACCUUGGUUGAUCGGAUCAUUGAGUGAAGUGGAAGCUAGGACUUUUCUUUACAACAUGCAUAUGGCAGCUCCAGCAUCGGACGGUGCAUUGGUUACUCUGUUCUCUGGUUGGGCAUGCAAAGGUUGCCCAAGGGGCACCUGUUUGUCUUCUAGCGCAAUUGGGUGUUGUGCUGCAAAAGUGCUGUCAGAACCCCAAGAGAUUUUCAAUAGAUCUUGUCAGUCUUUUGCCUGUUCAAGUACCUCUAUUGAAAAUUCAACUUGCGGACUAGCAAGUUAUUUUGAAAAGACAGUUGAGUCUGCAAACUCAGCCCAUCUAGGAGAAAGUAGUUCUUGCAAUUCAUCAGGGAUAGAGUUCCAGAAAGCAUCUCUCGCUAACCAGUCUUGUUGUGUUCCCGGUUUAGGAGUGAGUAGCAAUAGUCUAGGAACGAGUUCUCUUGCUACAGCGAAAUCAUUGCGCUCGUUAUCUUUUGGUCCUAGUGCCCCUUCCCUCAUCUCCAGUCUUUUCAACUGGGAAACAGAGAUCAACUCCAGUACCAGCGGGCUCACAACCCGACCCAUUGACAACAUUUUCAAAUUUCACAAAGCCAUUAGAAAAGAUUUAGAAUUCCUGGAUGCUGAGUCUGGUAAACUUAGUGAUUGUGAUGAGACUUUCCUUAGACAAUUUAGUGGUAGAUUUCGUCUUUUAUGGGGCUUAUAUAGAGCUCACAGUAAUGCCGAGGAUGAUAUUGUAUUCCCUGCCUUGGAAGCAAAAGAAACCCUUCAUAAUGUUAGUCAUUCUUAUACGCUAGACCACAAGCAGGAAGAGGAACUAUUUGAGGAUAUCUCAUCUGCGCUAGCUGAGCUUUCUCAACUUUAUGAAAACUUGAACGGAAGAAAUUUGACUGGAGAUUCAAGUGCAAGUCUCUCCAGUUCUUCUGAUUGCAUUGAUAGUUCGAGAAAAUAUAAUGAGCUAGCUACAAAGAUACAGGGCAUGUGCAAAUCCAUUAAAGUAACUUUAGAUCAUCAUGUUAUGCGGGAAGAAGUUGAACUUUGGCCAUUGUUUGACAGACAUUUUUCUGUGGAUGAGCAAGACAAACUUGUUGGCCGCAUAAUUGGUACAACAGGAGCAGAAGUGCUGCAGUCGAUGCUACCAUGGGUUACAUCAGCUCUUACCCAGGAAGAGCAAAAUAAAAUGAUGGACACGUGGAAACAAGCAACCAAAAACACAAUGUUCAGUGAGUGGCUUAAUGAGUGGUGGGAAGGGACUCUAGCUGAAUCUUCCCAGACACCCACAUCUGAAAAAAGUAUCUCCAAAGAACAUGAGAUACAUGAAUCAAUGGACCAAAAUGACUAUACUUUUAAGCCUGGGUGGAAAGAUAUUUUCCGGAUGAAUCAAAAUGAGCUUGAGUCGGAGAUAAGAAAGGUCUCUCGUGAUUCAACUCUUGAUCCAAGAAGAAAAGCCUAUCUUAUUCAAAAUCUGAUGACCAGUCGUUGGAUAGCUUCUCAGCAGAAGUUUUCACAAUCAAGAACCGGUGAAACGAAAGAUGGUGAAGAUUUACUUGGAUGUUCCCCAUCAUUUCGUGAUCCAGAGAAACAAGUCUUUGGAUGUGUGCAUUACAAAAGAAACUGCAAGCUGCGUGCUGCUUGCUGUGGCAAGUUAUUUGCAUGCAGAUUCUGCCAUGAUGAAGUCAGUGACCAUUCUAUGGACAGGAAGGCAACAUCUGAGAUGAUGUGUAUGAAUUGCCUAAAAAUUCAACCAGUUGGGCCAGUUUGCACAACCCCAUCUUGCAAUGGGCUACUGAUGGCAAAAUACUAUUGCAGUAGCUGCAAAUUUUUUGAUGAUGAAAGGGAAGUUUAUCAUUGCCCAUUUUGCAAUCUAUGUCGUGUUGGAAAGGGACUUGGUAUAGAUUUUUUCCAUUGCAUGACAUGCAAUUGUUGCUUGGGAAUGAAAGUGGUGGAGCACAAGUGCAGGGAGAAAGGCCUUGAAACUAAUUGCCCCAUUUGCUGUGAUUUCUUGUUCACAUCAAGUACAGCUGUAAGAGCUCUUCGUUGUGGCCAUUAUAUGCAUUCUGCUUGCUUCCAGGCAUAUGCUUGCACGCACUACAUCUGUCCUAUUUGUAGCAAGUCUAUGGGAGAUAUGUCGGUCUACUUUGGCAUGCUUGACGCUUUAAUGGCUUCCGAGGUGCUUCCAGAAGAAUAUAGGAACCGCUGUCAAGAUAUCCUAUGCAAUGAUUGUGACAAGAAGGGAAGAGCACCGUUUCAUUGGCUGUAUCACAAGUGUGGCUUUUGUGGGUCUUAUAAUACCAGAGUAAUCAAGGUUGACAGCGAUCCUAAUUGUUCGACAUAG